AUGUCGAAGAAGAGAAAGAGGGACGGCACUGAGGUCGAUGUCGACCUUGUCAGCAUCUACAACAAUCUCGCUCACGAACAUGAGUCUGUCCGACUGAAGGCCGCCCAGCAACUUCUUUCCAAGGCCUUCUCCGAUGCUUCAACAGAGGACCAAGUCAGAGCGAUCUUGAGACGUCUUUUUCGCGGACUGUCAAGUAGUCGAAAAGCCGCACGCUUGGGCUUUGCAGUCGCACUGACAGAGUGUCUGUCUCAGCUCAAGGUGUCAAAUCUCGAAACAAGCUUUCGACCAUCUGAGGUUGUUGAUAUCUUCGAGGCAGCUACAGAACCAGAAGGAGGAGCACGCGGCCAGGAGGAGCGCGACUAUUACUUCGGUCGAGUGUUCGGCGCUGGCGCCAUCAUACAGUCCGGCAUUCUGUUCGUUGCGGAGGACCGAAGUCUUUGGAAAAAGCUCCUUGUUCUGUUAUGCGGAAUCGCCCUCAAGAAGCCAUGGUUGAGACAGGAGUGCGGCUGGACUCUGUUCCAAUUCUGUGCCAGCGUUCCGGCCGAUACUGCAACUCUUCAGCCCUUCAUCGAGGACGUCAUUGCCGUACUCAACGAGCAUAAGCUCAUCCGCACUCCUGAAGGCGUGGCUAUUUGGCUAGCAGCCAAGCAAAGCUUGCCACAUGCAAACCUAUCAAAGCACGUCUGGAAGCAUUCACAUCCGCUGGCCUCCAAGGACGUCAAGAAUCUCGCCGAGGUCAUGAAAAACGCACGUACGCAACAGCUAGACGAUGAGCACGGCGCACAAGGCUCAACCUCCUGGUCGGCUAGCUUGCAUUUUGCUUGGGCAGUGGUGCUCGGCUCGCUAUAUCAAAAACAUGAGCAAGGUCACCCGAAUGGCGUCAGCACAGCAAGUACCUCUCACGACUUAAUAUCCUUUGCAGAGUUUUGGAAGGCGGCCGUGGACGAAGGUCUGUUGGCCGCUGGCAGCAGUAAUGAGAGAAAACUCUGGGGCAUACUGCUCGUCGCUCAGGCAGCAUCCACUGCCCCAGCCGCUCUGCUGUGCGACACAUUGAGUCCGAAUGCGCUUCAUGUGCUGAUGCUUGCAUUCACGUCCGAAGGUCGCUACUUACAUAAGAUUGCGCAGGGUGCAUUACAGCAACUCGAGAAGCGCAUAAAGGCUGAGCGGUGGCACAGUGCAGCCAAUGCACCUGGCGACUGUCUUGCUGCUAUUCUGGAGGCCACUGAUUACGCUGACUUUGAUCAGGCAACAAAGUCAAAAAUCUGUCCAACGUUGCUGGACAAGGGUGACCAGAGACACUCUCUGUCCCAGCUUCGCAGACUGCAGACCGCUUUGCGGGCUCACACAGAUCCAGCAACGAUUAGGAAGUCCAAACAUCUGAUCACCUUGGAAUACAAGCUCCUUGCCGCAUGCAUUCGGAAGCUUGACUCGGAUCAGGGUGACGACGCUAAGUCAAUGGUAGCUGAAAUACUAGGCCACGGCCUCCAUCGCAUAGACGACGAGCCAGAACAAUUACGACAGCAUGUCAGAGAUCGUAAUGCGGCAGCAUUCGAGCAGCUCGUGAAAGCUGGGUCGAGUGGCCAGUCGCUGUUCUCUCGUGUCUUGAGCAUACAAGACCUGCUGGCAGACCUCUCAGACCCUGCCAUACGACAGGUACUCGAAACUGCAGCCAAACGGGUACGCAAACUAGAGAAAGCCGAAAAGAAGCAUGCUCAGCAGCAAGAGAAUGCGAAAGCGAAAAGCAGAAAUUCCUCCUUGUCAGACGGCUAUAAGCUACUGUACUCUCUCGUUGCAUUCGACAUUUACAACGGCGAGCAGGAAUCCAUUGAGAUCAUGCAAGAUCUGCUAGAAGUCGUCCUGCCGGACAUGAAGUCAGAAAACCCGUCCACCGAUCCAUUGAUUGAAAUAUUACUCAGCUUCUCGUCCCGUCCUUCGAGGUUCCUGCGGACGCUGACGCCAAUCAUCUUCGAGUCUAUUGCAUCAGGGAUAAGCUCGAGUGGCAUUGCAUCGUUGACUCGCGUGCUCGCCAGCAAGGAGAAUUCCCAAGGUCAGCAGGAGAUAUUCGAAGCAGCGGACGAUGCAGAGUCAGCCAUGGAUGUGGACGGCUCUGAGGAGGAAGGCAGUGGCGAUAGUGACGACGAAGAAGCCGAAGAGCUCGAUUCCGACGUUGAGCUUGUAAAUGCAGACCAUCGGUCGGAAGAGCACAGCAGUGACGAGAGAUCAAGCUCAGGGUCAAGCUCAGGAGCAGAGGAUGACGGAGAGGAGGACGACGAGCUAGCAGCCUUUGACGCUGCGCUCGCCGCCGCGCUGGGGCCUGCGAAAGCCAACGGGACCGCAAACGGCAACGAAGAAGACCCUGGCUCCGAUUCCGACUCAGACAUGGAUGACGAUCAGAUGAUGGCACUCGAUGAAAAGCUUUCGGAAGUCUUUCGCGCUCGGAACCUGUCUAGCAAGCCUGAUAAGAAGAAAGCAGCGAGGGAUGCCAAAGAUACAAUUGUGAAUUUUAAGAAUCGCGUCCUCGAUCUCAUGGACGUGUACGUCAAGCAUCAACACCUGAGCCCAGCUGCAGUCGGUUUGAUACUUCCACUCCUGGUCAGCAUUCGCACGACACAAACGAAGCAGAUCGCCGAGCGCUCGGCCAAGAUCCUCAAAGACCUCUGCACACGGUGCAAGGGACAGAACGUCCCAGUCUUGCAACUGAGUGAACUAGACGAAAGCGGGUCAUCUGCGUUGAAAUUACUGCAAGACGUACACGAUGAAGCAUGCUUGGAGGCGUCCAACAUUCACUCGUCGGCCGCAAGUCAAGCGAGUAUCCUUCUAUCGAAAGUCCUGAUCAGGAGCGGAAUCGGUAUUGCUAGAGUCACGGCAGUCUACGCUGCGACCACGACGAGAAUGCUUACCGACGCGAAGUGUAAGGUGCAGCCAAGUUUCUUCACGGACUGGAACAACUGGUGUGUGAGUGCAAGAGUGUGGACUACAAAGUUGUUGGCAUGA
Cyphellophora attinorum is the source of this 2994-nucleotide messenger RNA. RefSeq names its product DNA polymerase V. The record is from RefSeq and is a predicted model, not a curated record. Gene Ontology annotation, cellular component: nucleolus. The transcript has a single exon. Lineage: Eukaryota; Fungi; Ascomycota; Eurotiomycetes; Chaetothyriales; Cyphellophoraceae. Bases 1 to 2994 code for a protein of 997 amino acids. Gene Ontology annotation, biological process: regulation of DNA-templated transcription. Gene Ontology annotation, molecular function: transcription factor binding; rDNA binding.